Marchantia polymorpha subsp. ruderalis is the source of this 1226-nucleotide messenger RNA. The record is from the annotation of a GenBank genome assembly. NCBI's taxonomy places the organism in Eukaryota, Viridiplantae, Streptophyta, Marchantiopsida, Marchantiales, Marchantiaceae.
GUCGGCUGAAGAGGCGGACGGAGACGGAGCAGGGUUCUCAUGUCUACACGUUGCCACGCAAUCUCUUUAUCCACAUAAACCCUCGGGCCCUGCCUACGGCCAUCCGUCCACGCAGCUAUGGCGGAACAUGUCCCAACAUUCCAGACCAGUACCGCUCCGUUUGGCCGCGCUCCGAUCUCAUCGAGAGAACGAUGAUGCCCGCGGGAUCGGAGCGUUGAAGCGCGCGUCGGCCCGUUCUUGCGAAUAAGCGAAGAUUCGAGGCGCGGGGAGCGUUAGAUAGUCGGAGGAGGAGGAGGAGUAGGAGGAGCGUGAGAGCGACGAACGGUCGGCUCGAUGGCCACCGCGGCGGGAUGCUCGUACAUGGCCUUCGCGCCUUCGCUGGCAUUGAGCGCGCGGGAGAAUUCCCAAGCGCAUUCGCAGCUGCGAUGCCGCACCGUCGGCUCAGGCAUUUCGGGGAACAUCGGCCGUCAAUUGUGCAGAUUGCCACCCGCUCGACAGUUCUCGAUGCAUUCGGCUCCUCUCGAGGUCCGAGAAUUUUCGCGGCUGGUGACGAGCUUCGCGCGGAGUCCGGUGUCGGAGAGCGAAGAGGUUUUCUUCGAUGGAGGUACUCAUUACGGGGAUCUUGUGGCUAACCUCAUUUUCGGGCUCACGUUGGUCUGGCUCCCUCUGACGUUAGCCUCUGUUUUUCGUGCACUCUUCCUGCGCUACCGCUUCACCAAUUUGCGCGUCACCAUCACGUCCGGGCUGCUGGGCGAGGAUCGGAAAGACUUCUCAUACGAGGUCAUCAAGGAUGCACGUUUUGUUCCGCGUUUCAUCGGAGAAUGGGGCGAUCUAGUCAUCGAGUUGAAAGAUGGCACUCUAGUCGACCUUCGCUGCGUGCCCAAGUUCCGGGAAAUCGCAGCGUAUGUGAAAGAGAGAGCCGGCCAAAAGCUAGCUGAUCCUUCAGUCCUCACGGCGUCCGCCGCCAGCUCCACUCCCAAGAAGGGAUUUUCAUCAUAGAACUGUGGGCGUGUUCCGAUUGUAAUUUUAUGCAGCUCCCGUUGACUUCUGGCCAUGUACCUUUUGUUGACAACUUGAGAUAAGUCUUGGUGGCCAAGAGGCGAGGUGCGAUUAUGGAAUUGUAUGGCAGCAGGAAAUUGUAUCUAGAUAGAAAACUUGCAGACGCAGGCACUGGAUAACUUGUAACGAAUUUAAGUCUCUGAUUGAAGUUGGAAAGUUUCAAGGAC